Corticium candelabrum is the source of this 1303-nucleotide messenger RNA. Its product is annotated as lipid droplet-associated hydrolase-like. The record is from RefSeq and is a predicted model, not a curated record. Lineage: Eukaryota; Metazoa; Porifera; Homoscleromorpha; Homosclerophorida; Plakinidae. Gene Ontology annotation, cellular component: lipid droplet. The transcript has a single exon. The coding region runs from base 79 to 1053 and encodes 324 amino acids. Gene Ontology annotation, molecular function: lipase activity. Gene Ontology annotation, biological process: lipid storage.
UCGUCACUUCCUGCGGUGCGGCUGAUUGGUGCAUACGGUACGGUUUUACCGAGGGUUCCAUACUUGUUAUCCAGAAGGAUGUCGGAGGACCAUGCUGGGACUGUAUGCAGUGAUGAUACAAUGACCGUACAAGACGUGAACGGACAGCCGACUCAAGUUCUGACGUACGGGAGCGUAGAAGAAGACGCAGAUCACAUCGUCUUCAUUCCCGGCGUGCCUGGCGUGAUUGGCUUAUAUUCGCGAUUUUUGGAAUCACUAACAGCUUGCACAGACGGCAAAUUCCGUAUCCAUGCUCUGUCACAUCCGGGACAAGACCCAUCCGGCCUGACCCCGCAGCAGAGGGGCGCUGUGCUGAGCGUUGAAGAACAAAUCGAACACAAAAUUGCCUUUAUUAAAACUGUCGUGCCUAAUGGAUCAAAGUUGAUACUGAUCGGUCAUUCUCUUGGUUGUUACAUGGUAUUGCAGAUGUUGAAGAGAGAAGUUCUCGUCAACUUCGAGAUUGUUAAAGUUGGGUUCAUAUGCCCUGUAAUAGCUCGAAUGCGUGAAUCAAGAAAUGGCAGUGCGAUUGCGAGUCUUGAAGCAGAUCAUCCAAUCCUUGGCAAACUAGCUAGUGGACUCCUACGAGUCUUCUCUGCUCUUCCAAGGUUUUGUCUCAAGCGAGUUCUAAACAGUUAUUAUGUGAAUGCCUUUGGAGCUCCCGAUGGAUAUCGAAGAGAUCUUGUAAUGAAAACUCUUGAGUUUGCAAAGUGUCAUCCAUGCUUAGCCAGUGCUUCUGCGAUUGGAGUUGAUGCAGUUGCGGUUGUCGAUGACAUGGAUGUUGAUACCCUUUUGAAGCUAAAGGACAGACUCUCGAUCUGGUACACACAACGGGAUGAUUAUGUUCCUAAAGGAAUGUAUGAGGAGUUGUCGAAAGAAUAUCCAGAAUUGAAUAUCCAUGAAGUUGAUUUUCAACAUGCUUUCAAUGUGCACGCUGCUGAUGAAAUGGCUGAAAGUUUGUCUGUCUGGAUAAAGUCUACUGCUGUUGACAGUGUAGCUCAUGAGAGUAUGCAGUAGGAACAGUGUGUUAAUUCAUUCGAUAAGAAUUGGUCUAUUGUAUCCAAUUAUGCAAGUACAAUAGAAGUAAAAGGAAUUUAGAUAGUGGUUUGUUGCUUUUUGUGGUUGAUAGAGUAUGUUUGAGUAUUCCUUAUGUUAUCCACAUAUAGUGUUUGAGAAUGUAAUUCAAAGUUAUGUGUAUCAAACAGGUGUGCUGUUGUUCACACUAAUUAGUGAACCAGAUCAUUCUUUGAGCAUGAAAGUGAGGACU